GCCUCGAGUUACGUGACACUCUCGAGUGGCAGCCGGUUUUCUUUGUUCUCUUUCACAUCCUGACGACCGCCACCUGCAACUCCCUUGCAUUAUGGCCACCUCUUCAGAUUCUACUUCAAAACCUUACAGGUCUCAAUAUUAUAGCAGCUCUAGUCCUUCUGUUUUCUUUCAAGGUACUGCGUUGCAGAAUCAGAGGACACAUCUCGACACACGAUUCGUGCCUCGGGUUCGCCCUUCUGGCCUACGUUCAAGAUUCUAUAAAGCCAUCACACGUUUGAAGGGAGUUCGCGUCGGCCGUCCGUCCGUCAAACCUGCACUUCGGCUUCGUGGUCUCUUUAAACAGCGAUCGAACAAUAGCUCGGGAUGUUCUUUCUACUCUUUGACCUCUUUGUCCACACUCGACUUCGCCCUCAUGUCUCAGAUUGGGCUCUCUUCCAUUGAGUCCACUCCCGAUGUUUCUGCAAGCACGACUUCGACUACAUUGACGAAGUCAGCUUCGUCCGCAUUGGCUGUCGACGAUACUAAUGGAAAUGGGUCAAGUGCUUCUCAUGCUCCAUCCUCCACGUAGGGUCGAACCGCAUGAUCAAAAGACUCUGAUAAUUUCUCUCCUCUGGCUCUUGAUUCUUACACAUGUGAAUUUAUUCU
Molecule: messenger RNA, 645 nt
Organism: Somion occarium
Lineage: Eukaryota; Fungi; Basidiomycota; Agaricomycetes; Polyporales; Cerrenaceae
Source: the annotation of a GenBank genome assembly